AUGGAACAGCAAGCUAUCAGGCCGAGGACCCACAGCGACUACACUGUGGGUUGGGUCUGCGCGCUGCCAAAAGAGCAGACUGCGGCAAUUGCCAUGCUCGAUCAGCGACAUCCAGAACUUCCAAGGCCACCAAAUGACCAGAACGCGUACACACUCGGCUCUAUCGGUGGACAUCACAUCGUCAUCGCCUGCCUUCCGAAAGGCAAAAUCGGCAACAAUUCAGCAGCUACCGUGGCCACUCGGAUAACGCAGACUUUCCCUUCCAUCAAGGUUGGCCUCAUGGUCGGCAUCGGCGGUGGAAUUCCGCCCGAGGUCAGGCUUGGUGAUGUUGUCAUUGGUACACCCACUGCCGAAUACCCUGGUGUAGUUCAGUGGGAUCUGGGCAAGGCGGAGGACGGUGGCAAUUUCGUACGAACCGGCUCACUGAACAACCCACCUAGCUUUUUGUUGACAGCGUUGACGAAAAUGGAAAGCGAAGUCAGCAUGUGCGGAUCAAAGAUACAGCAGUAUCUCGAUGAAGCUCUUGAGAAGUUCCCAAGACUAGCGCCAAAGUCCAGGAGGCCUACCUCUCCCGAGAAUGCCGGCACCAAAGGCAAUGACUCCCAGAAACCUCCUAGAGAAUGCGAAGUUCACUACGGGCUUAUUGCAUCUGGGAACAAGGUGAUCAAGGACGCCACUGUUCGAGAUAAAAUCAACUCCGACCUUGGCGGAAAUGUCCUUUGUGUCGAAAUGGAAGCAGCAGGACUAGUGGACUAUCCGAGCAUUGUUAUUCGUGGCAUCUGUGAUUAUGCUGAUUCGGGGAAGAACAAAGAUUGGCAAGAGCAUGCCUCAGCUGUUGCUGCAGCAUGCGCAAAGGAAUUUCUAGGAUACCUGCAGCCAAGUGAUGUUGGCAAUCAGCGCCCAAUCAGCGAGGCAUUAGGACAGCUUCUUGAAAAUGUUGAUUCGUUGAGCGUGAAGGCGAGAACGGACGAGGAAGAGAAGAUUCUUACCUGGAUAACACCCUUCAACUAUGGGGAGCAACACACAGACAUCCUGAAGAGGCAACAACCUGGUACUUGUCAGUGGGUUCUAGACUCUGAUGAGUACCACGACUGGGUGGAUACGCCAAAGGGUGUUCUACUAUGCCCGGGAAUCCCUGGAGCGGGAAAGACGAUAGUCACAUCAGUUGUGGUUAACGAUCUGACCAAGAACCUUGGUCAGCAACGUGACACUGGAAUCGCCUACAUAUACUGCAGUCACCAGCAAAAGAACCAGCAAACGAUCGACGACUUAGUCGCAAGCCUACUGAAACAGCUUGCCACGCGACAGGCUGCACUGCCGAGCGCCGUCACGGAGCUGUACCAACGACACAAGUAUAAAGGCACGAGACCUUUGCUCGAGGAAUACCUAAGUGCACUCCAUUCCGUUUCCGCUUUGUACUCGAAGAUCUUCAUCAUCGUCGAUGCACUCGAUGAGUUUCAAGAGGAUAAUGGUCGUCGAAGGGAGUUCCUAAGAGAACUUUUCAGCAUCCGUGACAAAUGCGGUGCUCACAUUUUUGCGACAUCGAGGUUCGUACCCGACAUUGUUGAUCAAUUCAGGGGUUCCUCAACUUUGGAGAUUCGUGCGAAUACAGAUGACGUCAAGAAAUAUCUCGAGGAAAACAUGACAGAUCUUUCCAUCUCUGUGCCUCAGGGUUGCCAGCUGUGGGACGAGAUAGUCAAUGAGAUCGCAGAUGCCGCCAGUGGAAUGUUUCUCUUGGCCAAGCUCUAUCUCGGGUCAGUAUCCGAAAAGGUCUCACCCAAUGAUGUCAGAGAGACAUUAAAGGGAUUCAAGAGACAGGGCCGAGAAUCCACAGAUAAUAGUGCGGGCGAAAUACUCGACAGUGCGUAUGAACAAACCAUGAACAGAAUCGGCGCACAGAGUACAGAGUUCAAAAAGCUUGCAUUCAAUGUCCUGUCAUGGAUUACUUGCGCCAAGACGCGGCUGAAUACAUGGGAACUCCGUCACGCACUUGCAACAAGAUCUCGACAAUCCAGGCUCGAUCCAGGAGAUUUCAUACAGCUACAACUCAUCCUUCGAGUACGUGCUGGAUUGGUCAUUGUUGAUGAAGAGAGCGAUAUUGUUCGGUUGGCUCAUCACACUACGGAAGUAUACUUUGACCGUAGAAAAGACGAUUUGUUCCCCCAAUGCGAGGCCAAGAUCACAAAGGCCUGCAUCACCUACCUCUCAUUCAGCACUUUCGAAGAUGGGUAUUGUCAAACACCCACAGAACUGGAGAGGCGGUUAGAUUCAUUCAAGUUUUACGAAUAUGCGUCUCAUAACUGGGGUCACCAUGCUCGAGAGGCGAAACCGCACAGCACAGACAUCCGAGACUUUCUCAGUCACGAGAUGAAAGUGAAAGCAUCUAGCCAGGCAUUGAUGAUCAGCAAUAAGAGCCCCGGAUACCUUGGUCUUAGAUAUAUAAGAACCGGCAACAUGGUCCCCACUGGUUUCACGGCGCUGCAUCUAGCGGCAUACUUUGGGCUCGAAGAGCUAGUAAUAACUCUACUGGAAAAAUCCCCCCCAAACUCCCGCGACAUGUAUGGAAACACGCCAUUGAUGUAUGGGGCAGCUUACGGACGCACCGCAGUGGUCAAAUUGUUACUCAGCAUUGAUCAAGUUCAACCAGACGCCGAAAAUAGGGAGCUCUCGAUAGCAGCACAGAAAAGGCAUGGAGGUGUCGUCGACCUGCUACUUGGGCAUCCCAGCGUUGACCCUAACUUGGAAUUCGGAUACGAUAAUCCUACACCACUGUCAUUUGCGGCAGAGAAUGGCCAUGCUGAAAUAGUUGAGCGGCUACUUGGGCAUCCUAAGAUCGACCCUAACCUCUUCGACAAGAACCAUAGUACACCACUCUUUGAUUCAGCAAAGAACGGCCACACUGAAGUGGUGAAGCUGCUACUUGAGCAUCCUGACAUUAACCCUAACCUCUCCGACGAGAAUAAAAGUACACCACUGUCUGUUGCAGCACAAAUUGGCCACGCUGAAGUGGUCAAGCUGCUACUUGGGCAUCCUGGCAUGGACCACAAAACUCCGCUCUGGUGGGCCACAGCCUCUCUGAAUCUAGACGUGGUAAAGUUACUUUUUCCGUCUGGCCACAUCGAGCGAAGUCUCAAGGGCGAGGAUGACUCUGACACGUGUGGAACACCAAAACGCGUCAGUUUACGUCGACACAUUCUACUUGACUUGCGGAAUGUUGAUCUGCAGUCUAAGAAUCUGCGUGGCCAGACACCGCUCCAUUGGGCAAUAGAAUUUGGAGAAGAGGACGUCGUCAAGUCAAUCCUCAGAACUGAUGUUGACAUGAAUCGGAAGGAUUUCGACGGCCGAACUCCCCUCAUGACAGCGGCGAUAUGUGGGAACAGCGCCAUUAUGGAAUGUUUGCUAGCCCAAGACAGCAUUAAUCCCAACGCUCGAGACAACACCGGUAUGAACCCACUUCUACUAGGUGCCCUUCAUGGACACGAGUCUAUUGUGAGGCCACUACUAGCGAAGGACAGCGUUGAUGUAAACGCUGCAUACGUCCAGGGCGAGACACCACUGGUAGUAGCUGCUUUGAAUGGACACGAGUCUAUCGUGAGACUGUUACUUGCUAAAGAUGGUGUUGAUCUAAACACUAGACUUGCCACAUAUCUAACGCCGCUUGUAGCAGCUGCCAGUGGUGGACACGAGUCUAUUGUGAGACUACUACUGGCUAAAGACGGUGUUGACGUGAACGCUACCGGCAUGGUGGGCCGGACGCCACUGACGGUAGCUGCUAUUGAUGGGCACGAGCCUAUUGUACAACUGCUACUAGCUCGAGAAGGUGCUGUAAACGCUACACACACCAUGAGUCAGGCGAGAUCCUAUAUAUCGGACGAACGUGAACCCCUGAGUAUGAGGACGUUGCUUGACAUCAACGGUGGGGUUGAUUUGAGAUCCCAGAGUGUGAACGUCUUUGCGCCGCUUGAUCGGAUAUUAGCAAACCAUCUAGGGAUAAGUCAGGAUCCGAUGCAAGAAGAUUGA
Ilyonectria robusta is the source of this 4020-nucleotide messenger RNA. RefSeq names its product ankyrin repeat-containing domain protein. The transcript is spliced from 3 exons. Bases 1 to 4020 code for a protein of 1339 amino acids. NCBI's taxonomy places the organism in Eukaryota, Fungi, Ascomycota, Sordariomycetes, Hypocreales, Nectriaceae. The record is from RefSeq and is a predicted model, not a curated record. Gene Ontology annotation, biological process: nucleoside metabolic process. Gene Ontology annotation, molecular function: protein binding; ATP hydrolysis activity.